This is a messenger RNA of Raphanus sativus (radish), 1659 nucleotides long. Its product is annotated as cyclin-B1-2. Gene Ontology annotation, molecular function: cyclin-dependent protein serine/threonine kinase regulator activity. The coding region runs from base 116 to 1474 and encodes 452 amino acids. Gene Ontology annotation, biological process: regulation of cyclin-dependent protein serine/threonine kinase activity; mitotic cell cycle phase transition. Lineage: Eukaryota; Viridiplantae; Streptophyta; Magnoliopsida; Brassicales; Brassicaceae. Gene Ontology annotation, cellular component: nucleus; cytoplasm; centrosome. The transcript has 5 exons. The record is from RefSeq and is a predicted model, not a curated record.
CUCCUCUUACAUAAGAAAGCGCUCUCUCCCAUCAGAAUCUCUCAGUUCCCCCCACAAACUCUUUCACCAAGAGAGCAAAGAUCACGAAGAGUAAGAAUCUGUUGAAGAUCAAAUAAUGGCGACGAGAACCAACAUGCCUGAACAAGUCAGAGGUGUUCCCGUCGUCGCGGAUGGUGUAAAGAUCCAGAGCAAAAACGGCGCCGUCGUCAAGAACAACCGCCGUGCGCUCGGUGACAUCGGAAACAACCUUGUUUCCGUUCCCGUGGUUCAUCAAGGAGGGAAGCCUCAGCCUCCGAUCAACCGUCCCAUCACCCGAAGCUUCCGUGCUCAGCUGCUAGCCAACGCUGCCCAGAAGCAGCCAAUCAACGUCGAAAACAAGGCCGUUAAGAAACAACCACGACAGCCUCUUGCUCCUACAAGAAACAACAACCAAGAAGCUCAAAAGGCGGUUCCCAAGAAAAACCUAGUGAUCAAGCUUAAGCAGCAAGAGACCAAACACGCUCAAGUGGUGGUUGAGCCAGCGAAGGAGGUGGAGAAGCCAAAGGUCUCACCUAAGAAGAAGAACGCGACCUACUCGUCUGUUCUCAGUGCUCGGAGCAAAGCUGCGUGUGGUGGUGGUAUAACCAACAAGCCGAAGAAGAUUCUGGAUAUUGAUGAGUCAGACAGGGAUAACCACUUGGCGGCUGUUGAGUACGUUGACGAUAUGUACUCGUUUUACAAAGAAGUGGAGAAGGAGAGCCAGCCGAAGAUGUAUAUGCACAUUCAGACCGAGAUGAACGAGAAGAUGAGAGCUAUCUUGGUUGAUUGGUUGUUGGAAGUUCACGUCAAGUUUGAGCUUAACUUGGAGACUCUCUACCUCACUGUCAACAUCAUUGAUCGGUUCCUCUCUGUGAAAGCUGUCCCCAAAAGAGAGUUGCAGCUGUUGGGAAUCAGUGCCUUGCUCAUCGCUUCCAAAUACGAAGAGAUCUGGCCACCUCAGGUGAAUGAUUUGGUGUAUGUGACAGACAAUGCUUACAACAACAAGCAGAUUCUUGUGAUGGAGAAGACCAUCCUUGGGAACCUCGAAUGGUACUUGACAGUGCCAACUCAAUACGUGUUCCUUGUCCGUUUCAUCAAAGCUUCCAUGUCUGACCCUGAGAUGGAGAAUAUGGUUCACUUUCUUGCUGAGUUGGGGAUGAUGCACUAUGACACGUUGAAGUUCUGUCCUUCCAUGCUUGCUGCUUCGGCUGUCUACACAGCGAGAUGCUCACUGAACAAGACACCUGCGUGGUCUGAGACGUUGGAGUUCCACACAGGAUACGCAGAGUCUGAGAUUAUGGAGUGCUCAAAGCUUCUAGCUUUACACCACUCGAGAUGUGGAGAGAGCAGGCUACGUGCUGUGUACAAGAAGUACUCCAAGGUGGAGAACGGAGGUGUUGCUUUGGUUUCACCAGCCAAGUCGCUCUUGAGUGCUGCUCCUCCUCUUCAUGCUUAAGCGAUGGGAACAAAGAGUCGUUCAUCAGAUCUCUCUCUGAUUCAACAUGAAGAUUUGCUUUUAAAGAAAAAACCUCGUUGUUGUUAUGAGUUCAAGAAGUAAUAACGAAUUCUUUUAUGAGUAAAAAACAAACAUGUCUGUACUGGUUUCACCUUUUCUAUUACUAAUAGAUAAGCUUUCUGAUG